This is a messenger RNA of Procambarus clarkii (red swamp crayfish), 1100 nucleotides long. Lineage: Eukaryota; Metazoa; Arthropoda; Malacostraca; Decapoda; Cambaridae. The record is from RefSeq and is a predicted model, not a curated record.
AUCAGCCAGUGUGUGUGGGCGCCCCACAGACUGUAGCGGUGGCUGAGGGAGAGAAUACCCGCCUGACGUGUCGGGUCGACGCUCAGCCCAGCGACGCCCUCAGCUUCACCUGGUUCUUCAACAACACUCUGGACACCAUCCAGGUGGAGAAGGACCGCGUGACUGUCCUGGGAGGCCUCAGCAUGCUCGAUUAUACGCCCAGGUCGCCGCGGGACUACGGGACACUCUCCUGUUGGGCGACUAACACCGUUGGUACUCAGGCCGACCCUUGUCGCUUUACCGUCAUUGAGGCAGGGCCCCCCGAGCGUGUGGGGAACUGCGUGCUGGUCAACCUAACGAUCAACAGCCUGGAGGUGGGGUGCACCCCGGGUAACGACGGAGGGCUGCAGCAGCGGUUCGUGGCCCGGGUGUACGCCGCCCCCACACACACCCUCCUCGCCACCCUGCAGGAGGACCACUCCCCCAGGUUCCAGGUCGGGGGACUCACCCCGGGUCAAGACUAUCUUAUCGCUAUCACGGCCGUCAACGCCAAGGGCGCCAGCCAGCCCCAGCAGAUCAACGCUGUCCGCCUGAAGGUGGCGGAGAAGCGGAUGGGCGAGGUGGCCACCCCGCCCGUGUCGCCCCUCGUGGGCGUCUUCCUUGGCCUCGUGGGCGGCUUCGUCCUCCUCCUCCUGGCCGGGGUCCUCCUCUCCCGCGCCAGGUCCAACAGGUGCAGGUGCUUGGGUGAGAGGGGAGGUGAGAGAGACGUGGUGACCUCGGGCAGCUCACCCACCACCACCACCACGCCCUCCUCCGCCCACGCUCUCACUUUUCACAGCGAGAAGGAGAGAGCAGCGCCCGACGUCCUCAGAACUAUCAAUGAAACAGCUGAACUCCUUGACACGCGGAUAUGCCCAGAGAUCAUCCCACCGCGUGUUCCUCCGCCGCCUUACUCGCGCACGCAGACGCAGCAGCAGCAGCAGCAGCAGCAGCAGGGGUUGCUGAGGGGAACGCUGCAGGUGACGCCACUGGCCGCCGCCGCCGCCAGUGGGACAGGACGUGCCCUCUAUCGUGACACACCCAGUCCGCUCCACCUUCUUCAUGAAGAGAGCUUCGUGUAG